AUGAUAUUCUGCACUAUGGCUUCACCCGAUCAUGCUACCUCUGGGGCUGCCCAUCCGAAACACGAUUCGGAUUACGCAAUGGAGAAGGAGAUCGGUGUCGACCUCUCUGACCCGGCUGCACUUCUUUCAGAGUCGCACAAAUCGUACUUGAUUGAACGACAUGGUACCCUGGACCUUGAUCCGAUUCCUAGUAUGGAUUCGGCGGAUCCAUACAACUGGCCCUCAUGGAAGAAAUCAACCAACUUGGGCCUCGUCGCGUUUCAUGCUUGCAUGGGUACCUUUACCGCGGCAGCCAUUAUCUGUGCCUAUGAAGAUAUUGCGAAAGAUCUAGGAGUUUCUAUCCAACGAGUCAGCUACUUGACCUCUCUGCAGAUCGCAAUUCUGGGAGGUGCCCCAUUAUUCUGGAAACCGCUCUCACACCGUUUUGGAAGACGCCCAAUUUUCCUCCUGUCGUUGAUACUAAGCUGUGUUUGCAACAUUGGCUGUGCAAAGAGCACAGACUACGCUUCCAUGGCGGCAUGCCGAGCUCUGGUUUCAUUCUUUAUCUCGCCUGCUAUGGCAAUUGGUAGCGUUGUUGUCACAGAGACAUUCUUCAAACAUGAGAGAGCGCGUUACAUGGGUGUUUGGACUCUCAUGGUGACCUUGGGUGUGCCAGUUGGUCCUUUCAUUUUUGGAUUUGUGACUCAGCGUGUCGGAUACCGCUGGAUCUACUGGAUCUUGGCCAUUACCAAUGCUGUCGAGUUCAUCCUCUACGUUUUUUUCGGACCCGAGACCCGUUACAUCGGUGCCGACGUGCAGUCCCGGUCCUCUGCGUUCAAGACAGAGUACCUGUCCCUCCGACGGAUCGACCCAACCCCGUUCAAGAUGACCGAGUUCUGGCACCCCCUGACCCUGAUUACAAACAUCCCCGUUAUGCUUGUCGCCAUUGCCUACUCCAUGGUCUUCCUCUUCGCCUCAGUCCUGAACUCGGUCGAGGUUCCCCAGCUGCUGCAAAGCAAGUUCGAACUCAAUGCCCAGCAACUCGGGUUGCUGUUCCUCGGCUUGAUUAUCGGUUCCCUAUUGGGCGAACAGUUAGGCGGGUUCAUGUCAGAUAUGUGGAUGAAUACUCGUGCGCGGAAGAUUGGCCGCAAGCCUGCACCAGAGUUCCGACUCUGGCUGAGCUAUAUUGGUUUCCUGCUCAGCAUCGCUGGCAUGGUUAUUUUUUUGGUAUGCACUGAGAAAGCUACCGCUGGGAAAUUGGAUAUCAGGCCAGUGGUUGGGACUGGCGUUGCUGCUUUCGGCAAUCAGGUUGUCACCACUGUGCUCACUACCUAUGCAGUGGAUAUGUAUCCCCAGGAUGCAGGCAGUGUUGGGGUAUUCAUCAACUUUAUACGCUCGACAUGGGGAUUCAUUGGACCUUUUUGGUUCACGUCUAUGUUCGAGAGCGUCGGGAUUGCUAAUAGCUCUGGCGUUGUCACUGCUUUGAUUAUAGGUGCUAGCUUCAUUCCGACAAUGCUGUUGCAUUGGAAGGGCAAUAGAUGGUACAGCAAUAACACCAAUUCGUAGAGCCUAAGGUGAAUUGAAAAGUGAAGAACAAUGGAUAUGCAGAUCUCAGCACACUGGGUCAAGCCACUAGAGGUUGACGAGUCUUUGACUCCCUCUUUUUAUAUGCAGAUACCUAGGCUCAUCUAAAA
This is a messenger RNA of Penicillium samsonianum, 1673 nucleotides long. RefSeq names its product putative MFS multidrug transporter. Bases 1 to 1545 code for a protein of 514 amino acids. Gene Ontology annotation, molecular function: transmembrane transporter activity. Gene Ontology annotation, biological process: transmembrane transport. The record is from RefSeq and is a predicted model, not a curated record. NCBI's taxonomy places the organism in Eukaryota, Fungi, Ascomycota, Eurotiomycetes, Eurotiales, Aspergillaceae. The transcript is spliced from 4 exons.